AAACAAAAAUUUUGUUAUUGUCUAAAGAUGGUCAGAUGAAAAUAAUCGAUCUAAAGAACGACAACAGAUAAAAAAAUAAUAUAAAUUUCGGAUCACUUCAUUUCAGCUAGAUACACGAGGUGGAUUGAAUUUUCUCUUUGUCUGUUUUUUAUUCUAGUCUAGUUAUAUAAGAAUGAAAAAGCAUUCGUUAGAAUAUUUUAUUGUGAAUUUCAUCACAUGUUUUCUACAUUAGUAGAAUAGAGAGAAAUAUAUUCUACGCUAUAAGAUAUAAAGAAAAUAUCCAAUGACUGUGUGCUAGUAUGAAUUUUUUGAUUUUAAUUAAAUAAUUUGAAAAAAACUUAAAUAGUGAUUGAACAAAAAUAUCAAGUUCGAGUAUAUCUUUCGACUGUAAGAAUUUUUUAAAGCUAUACUGAUUUAAAAUGAUUUAUGCUGAGUUACAAUGAGUUUAAGCUGAUUUUUGUGAUUUAAAAUGAGUGAAGAUGAUUUAACGGAUUUAAUUUUGAGUUUUAGCUGAUUUAAAUCAGUUGAUUCCCCCUUGUUCGUGAUCCUUUCAGUAAAUUGUAAAUAUAAACUCUUUUGUCUAGUGUGUGUAGUUCAUUUAGAUUUCUGUUGAGUAUCGACGUGUGUAUACCAGUUUGAUGAGAUGAGUUUAUGACAAAAAUUCUUACAUGGACACACAUACCAUCAUGCACCAGGAGACUGACACUAGUAUCAGCAUCCACACACGCGCUUUUUCAAAUGUUGGAUAAUCGCUUUGUUGAGAGCUGCAAAGAAAUAUAACAUACCGAAAGAGCCGAAUAUUUAGUCGACGAUAAAGCGAGUCACACGGAUGAACGUUACAUGUUUCUCGCAUUUACAAUUUGAUGAGAUAAUUGCAAAUAAAGCAAAACAAGAAAUAUCAUAUAUGUAUUUCAUAGAAUAAUGUUUGAAAAUUCGAUAGGCUUUUCAUAGAUCAGCAAUAUUUAUCUUGAGAGUAUUUCUACUGAUAAUUUUAUCAUGAAGAAGAUUAACCAUGCAAAAUAUUUCUUCUAAUCUUAUUUAGUAAUUAAAGAUUGAACUGAUUAACAACAUAAUUUAAUAAAAGACAUGCUUCCAAGAAAGAGAUGAUCCGUAACAUAACCAAAAACUAGUUUGAUUAACACAUGAUAUUUACACAUGAAUUAGUUGCAAAAUCAUAGAAGAAAACCCACACUUCUCAUUCAAUGUCUUCACCUUUCUCAUAUAUCUCUAUCACCGUAAACAUAAACAAACAAAAGAGUUAAAAAAAUAAUUGUUGUUAACAAAGUUGAGAAUUUGACUAAAAAGGGUUUCUCGUCUUCUCGCAAAUCCAAUUUCUAUGAAUAAAAAACUUCUCUCUCUUAUUUUAAUAAUUUUUCUUGUCUCUAUUUUAGAUUAUCCAUUACGUUCUCCAUUCAGCACCAACAUUCAUCCGAAUGCUCGAUGGCAACAAAAUGGUAUCAUUGUGGCUGGAGGAAAGCGACAAGGCAAUGAAAUCAAUCAACUCUCAAAUCCAUGUGGUUUGUAUGUUGAUGAUGAUCAAACAAUCUAUGUUGCUGAUCAAUCAAAUCAUCGUAUUGUGGAAUGGAAACGAGGUGCAACAAGUGGCCAAGUGGUUGCCGGUGGAAAUGGACAAGGAAGUGGAGAUCAUCAAUUGUCUAACCCAACAGAUGUGAUUAUCGACAAAGAGAGAGAUAGUCUCAUCAUAUGCGACCAUUCGAAUCAAAGAGUGGUUCGAUGGCCUCGUCGAAAUGGGACAAGUGGAGAAACAAUCAUCUCCAACAUCUAUUGUAUGGGUUUGACAAUGGACGAGAAUGAAUCUCUCUAUGUCACUGACUAUGGAAAAGAUGAAGUGAGACGAUAUCGAAAAGGAGAAUCUCAAGGAACAGUGGUUGCAGGUGGCAAUGGAUAUGGAAAUCGUCUCGAUCAACUCUCUUGCCCCGAAAAUGUAUUUGUCGAUCGAGAUCAUUCAGUGUAUGUAUCUGAUAGGGACAAUCAUCGUGUGAUGAAAUGGAUGGAAGGUGCAAAACAAGGCAUUGUCGCGGCUGGUGGUCAAGGAUAUGGAAAUGGUUUUACACGAUUGUCUUGUCCUCAAGGAGUCGUUGUCGAUCAAUUGGGCACUGUCUAUGUGGCUGAUCGAUGGAAUGAUCGAAUCAUGCGUUGGCCUAAAGGAGCCACACAGGGAAGUGUCAUUGUUGGUGGAAACGGUAGAGAAGAACAAUCGAACCAACUCAAUGCACCCCUCGGUUUGUCAUUCGAUCGACACGGGAAUUUCUAUGUUGUCGAUUGUGGAAACCAUCGAGUUCAAAAAUUCAAUAUCGAAUUCAAUGGAUAG
This is a messenger RNA of Rotaria sp. Silwood1, 2332 nucleotides long. The record is from the annotation of a GenBank genome assembly. NCBI's taxonomy places the organism in Eukaryota, Metazoa, Rotifera, Eurotatoria, Philodinida, Philodinidae.